Drosophila sechellia is the source of this 1964-nucleotide messenger RNA. RefSeq names its product VAMP-associated protein 33kDa (gene Vap33). Gene Ontology annotation, biological process: endoplasmic reticulum membrane organization. The coding region runs from base 533 to 1342 and encodes 269 amino acids. NCBI's taxonomy places the organism in Eukaryota, Metazoa, Arthropoda, Insecta, Diptera, Drosophilidae. Gene Ontology annotation, cellular component: plasma membrane; endoplasmic reticulum membrane. The transcript has 7 exons. The record is from RefSeq and is a predicted model, not a curated record. Gene Ontology annotation, molecular function: FFAT motif binding.
GACAGAAUAUAUGGCUUUUUUACAUUUUGCGUUUUCAACUGAAGUUUACGAAGAAACUGAAGCGUGGUAAACCACUGAAAUCGAAAAUAUCGACAGAAAAGCAAAGGAAACUCGGUGAAGAAGUCGCACGUUGAUCGUUGUGUUUUUUUCUCGAAAUUUUCUGCAAAAAGCCCGUGCGUGCGUGAGUUUCUCUAGCUCUUCCUUUUUUCCCAUGCGUGUGUGUGGUCGCAUAAAUUUACCGAUAUUUCGCCUGUGAGAGCGAAACGAACGAAAAACGAAAGAGAAAAAAAGAGGCGAGUAAAGUAAAACGAAACAGGCAUAAAAACAGCAGCAGUUUUCUUAAUAUAUUGGGCUAAAAAACGCAAACCAAACAGCGAGCAAGAACAACAAAUAGCUGGUCAAAAACAGGACGCACAAAAAAUAAAAUCAAAACGAUAAGAGGCGAAAAGCGGAGAGAGUGAAAUUCUCGGCAGAAACAACGACAAGAACAACACCAGAAGCAGCAACAACAACAACAACAAAAGCCGCCACAAUGAGCAAAUCACUCUUUGAUCUUCCGUUGACCAUUGACCCAGAACAUGAGUUGCGUUUUGUAGGUCCCUUCACCCGACCCGUCGUCAGAAUCAUGACUCUGCGAAACAACUCGGCUCUGCCUCUGGUCUUCAAGAUCAAGACAACCGCCCCGAAACACUACUGUGUACGUCCAAACAUCGGCAAGAUAACUCCCUUUAGAUCGACCCAGGUGGAGAUCUGCCUCCAGCCAUUCGUCUACGAUCAGCAGGAGAAGAACAAGCACAAGUUCAUGGUGCAGAGCGUUCUGGCACCCUUGGAUGCUGAUCUAAACGAUUUAAAUAAAUUGUGGAAGGAGCUGGAGCCCGAGCAGCUGAUGGACGCCAAACUGAAGUGCGUUUUCGAGAUGCCUAGCGCUGAGGCAAAUGCUGAAAACACCAGCGGUGGUGGUGCCGUCGGCGGCGGAACCGGAGCUGCCGGAGGCGGAAGCGCGGGUGCCAAUACUAGUUCAGCCAGCGCCGAGGCGCUCGAGAGCAAGCUGAAGCUCUCCAUCGAGGAUAAGUUAAAGCCAUCCAAUUUGCUCGAUACGUCUGAGAGUCUGGAGGCGCUGUCCGGAGAGAUCAAUGCGCUGCGUGAAUGCAACAGUGAAUUGCGAAGAGAGAAUCUUCACUUGAAGGAUCAAAUCACACGUUACCGGAGCUCGCCGGCCGUCAAACAGGUGAAUGAGCCCUAUGCCCCAGUCCUGGCUGAGAAGCAAAUUCCGGUCUUUUACAUAGCAGUUGCCAUUGCUGCGGCCAUCGUUAGCCUCCUGCUGGGCAAAUUCUUUCUCUGAAUGCCAUAAACGAACGCCAGCAACAUGCUACAUGCAACGUGCAGCAACAGUAACAGCAAGAACAGCGGCAACACCAUCAUACAGCAACAACAAAAGCAGCAGCAACAGCAGCAACUAACAACAGCAACCACAACGAAAGAAGAACAGCAGCAGCAGGAGCAUUAAAAUAUCCUUAAUUGGCAGAAGAAGCAAACCACAGAGACGAAUGUAAAGCUGACUAAACCCGGGGACCGUAUACAUUUAAACGGUUGUAUUAAAAAUCAAAAAUAAUCAUUGUUUGUUAGCGAAACAAGUAUCGCUCAGAAUAGUAUGGAUUAUAAUGUGAGAAAUGUUGUUUGGUUCCAAAAAAUAUUGCUCAAAGUCAGAUUGCAGUUCUUUUUUAAUACGAAUCAUAACAAGACUUAAGUGUAAAGCAUCAUUUUAAGCUGUAUUAACGCUUCGUGUAUUUCAACAAAAAAUAUUUAAGUUUUUGCAAGAUUUCGCUUGAAUUGGUCGCAACCGGACUUUGAGUAAUAAGAACAUUUGGGCCCUAUAAAAUCCCUCACAUCAUAAUCAAUACUUAAAAAAAGAAAACAUAACGAAUGAUUACUUUUGGUACCUGGGCUAAACAAAAAAAAAAAAA